This is a messenger RNA of Pelobates fuscus (common spadefoot toad), 4476 nucleotides long. It is a transcript of the gene ARFGAP1, whose product is annotated as ADP ribosylation factor GTPase activating protein 1. The coding region runs from base 112 to 1410 and encodes 432 amino acids. The transcript has 14 exons. Gene Ontology annotation, biological process: regulation of ARF protein signal transduction; regulation of endocytosis. Gene Ontology annotation, molecular function: GTPase activator activity. The record is from RefSeq and is a predicted model, not a curated record. NCBI's taxonomy places the organism in Eukaryota, Metazoa, Chordata, Amphibia, Anura, Pelobatidae. Gene Ontology annotation, cellular component: Golgi membrane.
UGACUCUCUCUCCCAGAAGUCUUUGCGAAACUGCAACGUAGCCGGAAGAUGGCGGAACUGUGAGAGACCGGACAGCGCGAUUUAUCAACACGGCGAUAACACAGCAGAGAUAUGGCGAGCCCCCGGACAAGGAAGGUGCUAAAGGAAGUCAGAGUGCAGGAUGAGAAUAACACCUGCUUUGAGUGUGGCGCAUUCAACCCUCAGUGGGUCAGCGUGACCUAUGGUAUAUGGGUGUGUCUAGAGUGUUCUGGGAAGCAUCGAGGGCUUGGGGUCCAUCUCAGCUUUGUACGUUCUGUAACAAUGGACAAGUGGAAGGACGUUGAGCUGGAGAAGAUGAAAGUUGGAGGAAAUGGCAAAUUUCGACAGUUUUUGGAGUCACAGGAGGACUAUGAUCCAUGCUGGAAUAUGCAGGAGAAAUACAACAGCAAGGCAGCAGCCUUAUAUCGUGACCGGAUCGCAACCUUGUCUGAAGGACGUGAAUGGUCAAUAGAAAAUUCAUCUGCUCAGAACUGGACUCCCCCUCAGCCAAAAGUAAUGGGUGGCUCCUCUUAUCGCACAUCCGCUGGAUCUGGCCAGCCUGGCGUAGCGCAAGGAGACAGGGCUUUUGAGGAUUGGCUAAACGAUGAUGUGAAUUCCUAUCAGAGUGGUGGAAGUGUUGGCAACCAGGAGAAUCGAUACGUGGGUUUUGGAAACACCGUUACUCCUCCUAAGAAAGAUGACGACUUUCUGAAUAACGCAAUGUCUUCUCUGUAUACGGGCUGGAGCAGUUUCACUGUUGGAGCCAGUAAAUUUGCUUCGGCAGCCAAGGAGAGUGCAACCAAGUUAGGAUCCCAAGCAACCCAAAAGUUUUGGGGAGGGAACAAGCAUCCGCCGGACUCGGCUUCUGAGCUAGGCCAGACACUUAAUGAAAAUGUUGUCAAACCAGCGCAAGAUAAGGUGAAAGAUGGCCGGAUCUUAGAAGAUGUCUCUACUGGAGUAGCCUCUUUGGCAGCCAAGGUGCAGGGUGUUGGCACUAAGAGUUGGAAAGAUAUGACUACGUUCUUCUCAGGCAAGAAUGAAGAGUCAGGAGACAGCUCUGCACAAGGAGAGGGUUACCAGUCAGCAGAUGGAGAAGGCUAUCAAAACACCAAUACUGGGAAAAGCUUUUGGGAGACGUUCGGCAGCUCUGAGGAUGUGAAAAAACCCUCGAAAUCACCAAGCGGUGACAGCUGGACCUUCCCAGAAAACUCGACGGGCAGGAAGAGCUCAGAUAGCUGGGAGGUGUGGGGGUCUGGGACCACCUCCAACAACAAGAACAGCAACAGCAACAGCGAUAGCUGGGAAAACUGGGACAGUCACUGGCAGGAGGAAAAAGGUGGCAAGGCAAAAGCACCUUCCACCGAGGACGGGUGGGACAAUGCCAACUGGUAGGGGAAGGGUUGCAGGGAUACAAAUGGGGCAGGCGGGGUACCAGCUCACAAUAACCCAAACAGUCCCUGCUUUACUCAUAUCACACCCCCGGUGAAAUACUGCAACCAGCGAUUCAAGGAGGAAUUGAAGUUAUCAUCUAGAAAGAUUGUAUGUUUCAACAACAGCUGGAGAAGGUCCCACCCGAGAUACUAAUUUUUGGGUAAAACAUCCCAAAGUCCUUACUGCUAAGCAUUUGUCAGGACUCUGGGAGCUGCCCAUUGAAAUGAUGGCUGGCAGGGUCUGUCCUGGGAUUUGGUGAUGUCUGGGAAAUUAAAAUGUAUUUUAUCUUACCCUGCUUGCCCCGACCCGUACCCUCUUAUCGUUCAAUAUUUCAAUGGAAGAUGAGUGAUGUAUUUGGGAGUAUCCUCUUCUUUGUCCCGAAUCCUUCCUCUGCGGGGUGUAGACCCUCAUUUUGUACUUUCAGGAAUAUUUGUGUCCGUUUUCUAGUGGGCAAUGUUUACUAUUGUCUUAUCACCCCUUGGAAGAAGUCAGAUCGACAUCAGCAUUAACCCUUCUCCACCCAUAUACCUCAGACCAGCCUUUAAUUUAUUGUGCUGCGCAACCUGCCUUCCAUAUCCCACAGACUCCCUAUUGAAUCACACGGACGUCUCCUGAAUUUUAACCUAGAGUAAUGAAGCAGUUUUAGGAAUUUUUAUUUGAUAUUCUCUUUCAUCCAGAUAGCUGUUCUUCUGGCAUUAUAAUUUAACCCUAAUAUCUCCGGGUUUGCCCUACGGACCCUAAUCCUCGAGGAUAUAGAUUACAAUGUGAUUGAGCCAUAUUGAACCUGCUACAGGGUGUUUUAAUUCCUCCCUCGUUUGCCCCAUAUUCCUUGGGUAAAACGGGAUCCGGGUAAACAACUAAUCACGAAAGCUGAAACUAGUUAUAGUAUAUUUCUCUCCAAGUGGAUUUGCACGGAUAUCCUUAAAUUCUAUGGCAAGGCCUUGCACACACAGAGUUAACAAUAAUUUGCACACAGUUGAGCAGGAAGGAUAAUAGAACUUUGCUUUAUCAUGUGACGGGUGGUUUGCAACCCUGUCUUAAAGAAAGAGCCUUUUAAAAUUGGGUAUUAUUAAAGAGUGAUAUUUUAAUGUAAUUACAAUAGAUGAUUAAAUAUCCACAGGGAGACACAGAUUUUUCCCGCUCCCUGGGGCUCCUCGAUUUAUGGCUUAUUACAGAUCAGAGGCAGAUAAUGUAGAUAGAAUGUAAUGCUUGUUUUACUGAGAUGCUGACAAUAUUUAUUAUAAAUGUUUAUGCUGGGAUACGUACCCCCCCUCCCCUGCUUCGUGGAACAUUCCAUUUAUUUAUACAGGGAGCUAGCUGGAUAUAGCGGGAGGAGGGGCACAGUCCGCUAGCAGAGUUUCAGCAGAAUUGGUGUUUUUCUUUUGAAUGAAUUUUGUUCGUUUAGUAUAUUUAAGGCAUUUAUUACCAGUUUGCCUGAUGAGCUUGCAGUUUAACCAGAUAAGUGUCACUAACAGUGGAUGUAGUGUGGCUUGUUUGUCACCACCAUCUAUAAAUUUAAAAGUAAGCUCACGCGACCCAAUACCAAUAAUGAGGUGACUUUAAGGGAGCUCGUAGAAUGACCGCUCACGUGAUCGAUGUAAAGCACUAUCAGAGCUGGUUUAUACCUCCUAGCCAGGCUCAUCAGGCAGUGUAUUCUAUUAUUAGCUAGAAUUUCUCUGUACAUUUUGAAGAUAAUCCCCUUGCUGCUCCCUAUGUCCUGAGUGUCAUACUGGAAAGAGUUAAUCCCACUCUGCAGUGUCACAUGACUAACAGCCAUUUACUAAGACAUGGAUCAGACCUCCACUGUCCUGCUUUAGUUGUUUACAGAAUUGUAUAUACGCUCCAGCUGUGAAUGUGUUUAUUAGCAGAGGUGGGAGUCAGUAAAGACGACACACCGAUAUUUAAAUAGUUACAGCCCGAGCCCUGAACGUCAUUCCAAGUACCGGUCUACCUACGGUGAGGCGUCCAAGGACCUUAGUUUCUGUCUCCCUUCAAUAUAUGGCACUGAGCUUAUUGCUGAUCGUGAACUUUCAGCUGUUUCCAUAACUAGUUUAAUUAGUUUCAGGUUUAUUCACUAAACUCAGAACCAAAACCAGACGGGAAAAAAAUCAUCUUCCCGCCUCCCGUGACAUCUUCCCGCUGAUGUGACCAAUCCUAUGCUUCUAAUACAGGAGAAUUGGGGACCUAUUGUGCAGGUGUGGCAAGCGCUGCGCACACAUUCAAACGUCCCCAUAGGAAAGCAGUGAAUCAAUGCAUUGCCAUCGUUGCCGCAUCAGUGCUGCUAGUUUUACUUUGUCUAGAGGUUGUCAUACUGACAGCCACUAGUGGUGGACGUAACCCUGCAAUGUCAACAUUACAUUCUCAUUCUCAUUGCACAGUAUUGGAGGGAUGUUUUAUAUUGCAGGGUGUAGAGGACACUGCACCCAGACCACUUCAGUGAGAGGAAGUGGACUGGGUGACUGUAGUGUCCCUUUAAUUCUCAAAAAUUCUGAAUUUAGUAACAAACCGCAUCCGUGGCCUGAGACCACGGUAUUUCCGUAAGCAGUGACACUUAGUGUAUUAUUCUUUAAACGGCACAUUAUUGAUCAAUUUGUAACAUUUAUACCAAAAUAAUAAUAAAAAAAACUCCAAUGUGGCCAAUGUUUGAUUAAAGCCUGGAUGUAAAAUUGUACAAAUCUGGUUUCUGUUCCUCUGCUCAAGGUUUGGGCAGUUCAUAUUCUGCUGGGGGUAAUGUCACCUGUACCUGCCUGCAGACUCCCAUUCUGUCCAUUCCUAGACUUUCAGUCUCGCUCCAGAGCUGGUUUUAUUUAUUGAUCCUCUAUGCUCCAAUGAACAGACAUGUAUUUUGUUGUAAAUGCAGCAAUUUUUCGGGGGCUGGGUUUGGAACCCCUGACGUGUUGUGCCCCAUAGUCUGCCUUUCUGGUGCCUGCGUUCAUGUGCUGUAUGUCAUUGUCCCCUGUCUGUGACACUUGUGAAAUCAGUGAUGUUUCUCUGGGAAGCAGAAAAUAAAACUGGUCAGAGAACAAA